AUGAAACAGCUGCAAGGAGGCAGCUUAAAAAAAGGAAAUUCGGAAGAGGCCGGUGAAUGGCGUCUUGAUCGCAUUCAGUUGAAAAAGGGAUAUAACGUUAUAAGCUGGGCAGUAAUGAGCUAUCGUCUGGAUACCUCUUACAACAACGAUCUCAUCACUAUUUCUCACAUCGAUGUAAUCGGUACGCUUCGUGCAGACAGUAGCACUGAUUUCUUAUCCAUUUUUGAAAAGCUCCGCAUUACUUAUUUUACUCCUUAUAAAAGCUGA
Gongylonema pulchrum is the source of this 267-nucleotide messenger RNA. The record is from the annotation of a GenBank genome assembly. NCBI's taxonomy places the organism in Eukaryota, Metazoa, Nematoda, Chromadorea, Rhabditida, Gongylonematidae.